This is a messenger RNA of Triticum urartu, 5038 nucleotides long. Lineage: Eukaryota; Viridiplantae; Streptophyta; Magnoliopsida; Poales; Poaceae. The record is from RefSeq and is a predicted model, not a curated record.
ACAGAGGGAGUACAAGGUUUCAGACUUCUGCAGACAGGGAACAUUGCCUGAAUGCAAAUGCAGCUUGUCUGUUCAGGUAGGAUUGCACACAGCCAGAAUUUGUUCUGACGAUUUUAUUCUGAACCCUGAUAUUACAGGGUGCCGAACACAAGUAAUAUUACACGAUAGGAUUUUAUUCUGAACCCUGAUUUCUACACACAGUCCAGAUGACUGACAGGGUUCAAACUUUCCUUUCAGUUUUCGCACAGGCGGAAUACCGCUUUUGUUUCAGAGGAGACGGCCAUGACACUGGACUUGUAGAUCCAUCACAGGCAGAAGAAUUGGUCUGCAUCACUCAACUUGAUGCUUUCACUUGCUGCGUUCAGACAUAAUUUAUAUUCACAAGAGGAACAAACAAUGCUCGGGGUUCACAAGUUUUCACACAAACCAAUUUUGCCUUGUCGCAUACGGUGCCGUGCGCGGGCCGGGGCGAAAACGACGCAUCUGGAAGGCGCUUUCCGUGACACCUUACCAUCCAUUUGAGUCAAUUGAUGCCUCAAUCGCCUGGAAUUCCAAGUCAUCUGACCAAAGUCGUCGUCCCGGGUUCAGACGUUUUCAGACAAACCAAUUUCACCUCAUCGGGUACUGUGCGGUGCACGGGAAGAACCGACGAAGGUGAGAAUGACGCAGUUGGCAACGCGCUUACGGUGUCACCUUUCCAUCCAUUUGAGUCAAUUCAUGCCUCAAUCGUUUGGAAGUCAAGUCAUCGUUCCCCUGUACUCGUUAGUCCUUCUAUCAGUAUGCUUGGAUAUUCUGAAAAAUUAGAAGACACCAACUAUGUCAGUAUGCGGUCAAGCUUUUCUAACUUGACUAUACUAAUAGAUAGGAAUUACCCCCAACCAACAAGCCACAAUGGCCGAACUUACAGGCGUACAAUGCAAGAAUUGAUCUGAAUCACUCAAUUUGAUGCUUUCACUUUCUGCGUCCAGACACAAUUCGCUCAGCGGAGAAACAAAUAAUGCUCAGGGUUCAGACAUGCUGCGUUCAGACACAAUUUAUUUACCAGAGAAACAAAUAAUACCAAGGGUUCAGACGCUUUCAAACAAACAAAUUCUGCCUUUGUUGGUAUGGUGCGGUGCAUGGGAAGAAUAGAAGGGGACGAAAGCGACGCAUCUGGCAAGGCACUUUUGGUGACACCUUACCAUCAUUUUGAGUCAAUUAAUUGAUGUCUCGGUCGUUUGGAAUUCCAAGUCAUCAGAUCCAUGUCGUCAUUCCUGUGCUCGCUAGUCGGUACUAAUAUGCAGACCUACUUGCAUAAUAUGAAAAACUAAAAGAUACAAACUACUCCUAUGUUACUAUGCAGUUGAGCUUUUCUAAAUGUGACUAUAUACUAAUAUGCACAGACAAAUUAGAUUGACAAGAUGAAACAUAUAUUAGCAAGUUUGUCAUGAAUAUAGAAUAUAAAAACUUCUACUUAAAUAUCUAAAAAAAUAGUGAUCUAAUAUGCAUAUUGGAACCAUAUCAACGGUACUCUCCGAACAGAAGAAGCAUGCUGUUGCGCUCAUUACUUCCAUCAAUCAGUACUCCAAGAAAAAGAAAGGCAACUUCGUGACCAUGUGAACAGAAUACAAUCUAGAACGGCCACCAGUGUCCUUUUCACCGGUUCAAAUUUCUUCUCCAGGGGUAGUCACAUUUCUGUCAGGUCAGUGUCGCAGGAAUCUCAGUUACACUAUACUUAAAGAAACGGAGUUUGCAUCGUAUAGCAGGAAGAACAUAGAUCCAUUGCAAAAGCACCAAUGGACAAGGUUCUACUCUCCAUCCACAUAGUGAUAUUUGGUGCACUUCUCUUGUUCACCAUAGGCAAGAGAUUUGUACAGCCAUCUUCUCACAUACAUCCAAACCAUACGGUCACAAGCUGUAUCGCUAGUGAGAGGUCCGCGCUUCUCGGCUUCAAAGCAGGCCUCUCCGACCCUGCAUACCUCCUUUCAUCAUGGAAGGGUGAUGAGUGUUGCAAAUGGAAGGGCGUCCACUGCAGCACCAGAAACAGCCAUGUCGUCAAGCUCGAUCUCCAGGGCCAUGGUUGUGACCCCAACAGCGAUGCGUGGACGCAAGUGCUAGGAGGCAACAUCAGCUCCUCUUUGCUUGGUCUACGACAUCUACAGUAUCUUGAUCUUAGCUGCAAUGGGUUCUAUGGGGUGCAAGUGCCGGAGUUCUUGGGCUCUCUCCACAAGUUGAGAUACAUCGACCUAUCGAGUUUAAGCUUCAUAGGAAGGAUACCACCACAGCUGGGUAACCUCUCCAACUUACAAUACUUAAAUCUCAACUCGGAAUAUUUCAAUGGCACAUACUCUAUGGAUAUCACCUGGUUGUCACAGUUAACUUCCCUUGUGCACCUGGACCUGAGCGGCACGAACCUCAGUGCAAUUGUUCACUGGCUUCCGGUGGUGAACAUGCUUCCAUCUCUAAAGGUUCUUCAUCUUAUCAAUUGCAAUCUUAGAACUAGCUCUGCUUCACUUCAGCUUUCAAAUCUGACUUUUCUCGAAACCCUUGACCUUUCCGCCAAUGGCUUCCAUACACAUAUCGCACGCAACUGGUUUUGGGAUUUGACUAGCCUCAAGUAUCUAUAUAUCUCAUCGAAUGGUUUCUAUGGCCAAUUUCCGGACGAGAUUGGUAAUAUGACUUCCAUAGUAAAGCUUGAUUUAUCAUCGAAUAACCUAGUUGGCAUGAUACCAUCAAACCUGAAGAACAUAUGUAGCUUGGAAGAGUUCUUUGUACAUGAAACCAACAUCAAUGGAAGUAUAACAAAAUUCUUCCAGCGUUUGCCUAGUUGUUCAUGGAAUAAGUUGACAUACUUGUCUCUAGCUUCCAGCAACUUGACAGGGAGACUACCAACCAAACUAGAACCGUUAAACAAUUUGAUCUACCUUGAUAUCAGUCGUAACAAGCUCAUUGGUCCUAUGCCACUCUGGAUAGGAGAGCUCACAAAGAUAACUUACCUAGACCUGGGCUACAACAACUUGGAUGGUUUCAUACAUGAAGGUCAUUUAUCAGGACUAGAAAGCUUGGAGUGGUUGUGGCUCUCUGAUAAUUCCUUAACCCUGACAGUGAAUUCGACAUGGGUUCCUCCUUCAAGUCUAACAAAUAUUGAACUUCGGUCAUGCCUUCUCGGGCCUAAAUUUCCACCGUGGCUUCGAUGGCUAACUAGUCUAGACAAUCUUGAUAUCUCAAACAUAAGCAUAUCUGACACGGUUCCAGAUUGGUUUUGGAUAACAGCUUCUACAUUGUACACUCUAAAAAUGGGACAUAACAAAAUUAGUGGUUCUCUUCCAUCUACAAUAGAAUUUAUGGGAGCAACCGCAAUUGAUCUUGGUUCUAACCAGUUCAAUGGCACAAUACCUAAGCUUCCCAUUAGUCUAAGUGACUUGGAUCUUAGUAGAAAUAAAUUAGAUGGACCACUACCAUUAGAUUUUGGAACGCCGAAUCUAAUGAAACUAGUUUUAUUUGAUAACUCCAUAUCUGGCACCAUUCCCUCUUCAUUUUGCAAAAUGAGAUCACUAAUACUAUUGGAUAUCUCCGGGAAUAAGCUAAAUGGACCAAUUCCUGAUUGCUCUACUAAUACAUCCACAACAAACAUGACCAGUAUGAGUAUUCUUAAUCUAAGCUUAAGAAACAACAAUCUCUCCGGUGAAUUUCCUUCAUUUCUCCAACACUGCCAAGAACUCGUCUUUCUUGAUCUUGCACACAACCAUUUCGUUGGAACUUUGCCAACAUGGAUUCAGGAGAAAUUGCCACAGUUGGCUUUCUUACGACUACGAUCAAACAUGUUCUGUGGUCACAUUCCAGAGGAGCUGACGAAGCUAGUCAAGCUUCAGUAUUUGGACCUUGCCUACAAUAAUAUAACUGGUAACAUACCAAAAUCUAUUGUUAACUGCAAAGGGAUGAUAGCAACAAGAGAUAAUUAUGAUGAUGGUGGUGAUGCAUUACAUCGUGCUUUUGGCUUCAAUGAUGAAUGGGAGCAUGGCCCUAAUGAAUUGGUCACCUAUACCGAGAAUUUCACGGUUGUCACAAAGGGUCAAGAGAGAUUAUAUACAGGAGAGGUCAUAUACAUGGUGAACCUUGAUUUAUCAUGUAAUAAUCUUAUUGGUGAUAUUCCCAAAGAUAUCAGCGCGCUUGUUGAAUUGAAGAGCCUGAACCUAUCAUGGAACAUCUUCAGUGGAAAAAUUCCGGAAAAUAUUGGCGCCUUGGCGCAAGUGGAGUCGCUGGACCUAUCGCACAAUAGGCUGUCUGGUGAAAUCCCUGCAAGCUUGUCGGCUCUUACAUCAUUAAGCCGCUUGAACCUGUCAUAUAACAACCUGACAGGAGAGGUGCCAUCAGGAGAUCAACUGCGGACACUUGAGGACCCAGAAUAUAUUUAUGUUGGCAACCCAGGCCUCCGCGGUCCACCUAUCUCGCGUAAAUGUCCGCAACCAGAGCCAAUUCCAUCUACUCCAGAACACCAUGGUGAUUUAAAUGACCUGGCAUCGUUUUUCAUCGCUAUGGGUUCUGGAUAUGUAAUGGGUAUCUGGGUGGUCUUCUGCACCUUCCUGUUCAAGAGAAAAUGGACAGUUUAUUGGUACUCGGUUUGCGACAGCUUGUAUGACCGGGUAUAUGUGCAAGUGGUUCUAACCUGGGCUUCCUGGACAAGAGAAAAAGGCGCAGAAGCUGAGACCACUCACUAGCUUGCUUUGGUUCUCCAUUUGCUAUCAUUUGAGUGUGCAGAUUUUACCAUGUAUCAAUGUUGUUACAGUAUUGUACUCAUAUAGUUCACAUAUACAGUACAUAUUUGUGGAUUGUGUUGUAGACUAGGGUUUGGAUAUAUGUAAAGUUGAUUUGUUAUUAAUAAUUAAUGCCAGGGGCCACACCAAGGCCCCUGUUGCAGGAGUGUGUUUGUCAAUGACUGAAUUAACUAGUGCACACACAAAGCAAGGCUCGAUUCUUUCAUUCGAUAGACUACACUGGGCGCAAAUGCAGUUUCUUCACUAGAGAAACAAUGUAUAGGGUUCAGACUUUUCACUGCAAA